AUGGCGGUAGUCUUAGGAGAUAAACCUUCACAGAUGACUGCUUGCAAAGAAAGUGGUGAGGAGCAAGGCAACAGAUCCAGUUACCCCCACAAUGACUUUUUAGAUCGUGCCGGAAGCAUCAGUACUCUUGAUUCCUUAGAUUUUGCAAGAUACUCAGAUGAUGGCAAUAGGGAAACGGAUGAAAGAGUAGCAGUCCUGGAGUUUGAACUACGGAAAGCCAAGGAGACCAUACAGGCCCUCCGAGCCAACCUGACUCAGGCUGCAGAAAAUGAAGUUCCUUUGCAGGAACGAAAAAAUUAUAAAUCAAGUCCUGAAAUUCAGGAGCCAAUCAGACCUCUUGAGAAAAGAGCUCUAAACUUCCUAGUUAAUGAAUUUUUAUUGAAGAAUAGUUACAAGCUUACAUCAAUAACAUUUUCAGAUGAAAAUCACGAUCAGGAUUUUGAACUUUGGGAUGACGUAGGAUUGAACAUUCCAAAACCUCCCGACCUGUUACAACUCUAUCGUGACUUUGGAAACCAUCACGUUGCUGCGAGAGAUGUGGUGGAUGUAUCUGUCGGUGUAGAAGAUGACGAGUUAGAGGCUGCUACUCCUAUACUUGGGAGCGUCCCUGUGUUUGAAGCAACACCACAGUCAAUAGAACAAUGUUUAAUGGUGCAAAAACUAGAAGAUCAAAUUAGUGUGUUAAACAAUGAGAAAUGGUCUUUGAUGGAACAAAUCCAAAGACUCGAGAGUGAAAUAGAUUUUCUCAAGAAUGAAAACUUUGCUGUGUCAACAGUUUAUGGUGUAGCUCCCCAUCCUUCUUUAAAACAAGUGCCUCUCACAGUCUCAGAGGACAACGGACGGUACUUGGAUAUCAAGAGCUCUGAGAAUGACAGUAAACAUGGAAACACUGAGGAAACAAGCCUUUCUUUACCAACUGAAGUGGAUUCAAGGACUUCUAAAGAUGAUACGCUAAAUUCUGUGCCCUGUAAAGAAACAGAGAAACUGUCCUCUUGUGCUCCAUCAACUAAAGCUGCAGUCCACUUUGAUAAACCUAAUAGGAAAUUGUCACCAGCGUUCCAUCAAGCACUACUGUCUUUCUGUCGGAUGUCAGCAGAUAGCCGUUUGGGAUCAGAGGUAUCUCGGAUUGCAGACAGUGAAAAAAGUGUCAUGUUAAUGUUGGGACGCUGCCUGCCUCAUAUUGUUCCUAAUGUGCUGCUUGCAAAGCGAGAGGAAUUGAUCCCACUCAUACUGUGUACAGCCUGCCUCCAUCCCGAACCCAAAGAGAGAGAUCAGCUUCUGCACAUUCUGUUCAAUUUGAUCAAACGACCAGAUGAUGAGCAAAGACAGAUGAUACUGACUGGGUGUGUGGCAUUUGCCCGGCACGUUGGACCAACACGUGUAGAAGCUGAGCUUUUACCACAGUGUUGGGAACAG
Tauraco erythrolophus (red-crested turaco) is the source of this 1416-nucleotide messenger RNA. NCBI's taxonomy places the organism in Eukaryota, Metazoa, Chordata, Aves, Musophagiformes, Musophagidae. The record is from RefSeq and is a predicted model, not a curated record.